UCAGGAGAUACACCGCCUACUUGGACCAAAGUUACGCAUUGAGCAGCUCCCCAUGCACACGCUGAAGCAAGGCAAGCAGAGGAAUUUCAGGGUGCAGGAAGGACCGCUCCUCCCUCUCUGUCUCUCUCUCUCCCUCUCUCUCUCUUUUUCUCUCUGCAUCCGAUUUUCCUCUCAUCUCUCCACUGCUCUGUGCUGAGAAAAGGGGGGAGGCGAGGAAGGGUAGGAAGGUGGUCUUGCAGUCGACGAGCGAAAAAAAAAAGGGAACAUGAGUUUGCUGGGGAGCAGCUGCGGCGAGAGGGGAGAAAACCUUUGCACAGGAGCCCUGCGGAUCGGCGAAGGAGGGACGAACGACCACGCUCUGCUCGGAGUCCGCCGCUUCAAUUGUUUAACUUGUUGAUGCGCCGUUACAGCAGUUCUCCCUUUCUCUUCUUCUUUUUGCCCCCUCCUCUUGUCUUCAGUCGCCUGGGCUGCAGUGGGUAAUUGAUGGCUGGCGGGAUUGCAAAUGUUCUCUUCCGAGGAUUAGUGUUUCAUUGACUUCGUCGCGGACGCAGAUUAAUGAUGGAGCUUCUCUGUGAUGCAAUCUAUCUCUGAGCCCGUAGCACUGUGACAAGCGGAGAAGGGUCGUUUAAAAAAAAAAACCAACAACAACAAAAAACCCACUACAGGUCAGCAUGGCAGCAGGUGUAGCGGCAUGGCUUCCCUUCGCCAGAGCGGCGGCCAUCGGGUGGAUGCCCGUGGCGAGCACCCCGAUGCCCAUCCCUCCCCAGGACAAGAGGAAAGCCCAGGACGGACUCAUCAUCCUCAACGUGAGCGGCACCAAGUUCCAGACGUGGCGGACCACGCUGGAGCGGUACCCGGACACGCUGCUGGGGAGCACCGAGAGGGACUUCUUCUUCCACGAGGAGACCAGCGAGUACUUCUUCGACCGCGACCCCGACAUCUUCAGGCACAUCCUCAAUUUCUACCGCACGGGCAAGCUGCACUACCCGCGCCAGGAGUGCAUCUCGGCGUACGACGAGGAGCUCGCCUUCUUCGGCAUCAUCCCCGAGAUCAUCGGGGACUGCUGCUACGAGGAGUACAAGGACCGGAGGCGCGAGAACGCGGAGCGGCUCCAGGACGACGAGGAGAUGGACAUGAGCAACGAAGUCGCGCCGGUGAAUCUGACGUACCGGGAGUAUCUGUGGCGGGCUUUUGAAAACCCGCACACCAGCACCCUGGCGCUGGUGUUCUACUACGUGACGGGCUUCUUCAUCGCCAUCUCGGUGAUGGCCAACGUGGUGGAGACGGUGCCGUGCGGGACUCUGCCCAACAGGUCCAAGGAAUUGUCCUGCGGGGAGCGCUACGCGCUCGCCUUCUUCUGUUUGGACACGGCGUGCGUCAUGAUAUUCACGGUCGAGUACCUGCUUCGCCUGAUCGCCGCCCCGAGCCGCUGCAAGUUCAUGAAGAGCGUGAUGAGCGUCAUCGACGUGGUGGCGAUCAUGCCCUACUACAUCGGCCUGGUCAUGACCGACAACGACCAGGUGAGCGGGGCGUUCGUCACGCUGAGGGUCUUCCGCGUCUUUCGGAUUUUCAAGUUUUCCCGGCACUCGGCGGGGCUGCGCAUCCUGGGCUACACCCUGAAGAGCUGCGCCUCCGAGCUGGGCUUCCUCCUCUUCUCCCUCACCAUGGCCAUCAUUAUAUUCGCCACGGUCAUGUUUUAUGCAGAGAAAGGCUCCACAGCAACCAAGUUCACCAGCAUCCCCGCAGCCUUUUGGUACACCAUCGUCACCAUGACAACACUGGGAUACGGUGACAUGGUGCCAAAGACGAUUGUGGGGAAGGUGUUUGGGUCCAUAUGUUCUCUGAGUGGGGUGCUGGUCAUCGCCCUGCCCGUCCCUGUGAUAGUGUCAAACUUCAGCCGUAUUUACCACCAAAGCCAACGGGCGGAGAAACGACGAGCCCAGAGGAAAACUCGCCUCGCUAGAAUCCGUGCUGCCAAGAUUCGGGGCACUAACGCCUAUAUGCGCUACAAACAAAACGGGCUCCUGAUCGACGCGCUGGAGGAGGCCUCUAAGCAAGCAGGACAGGCCCUGGUUGGAAAGGCGGCCAGCCCUCCGUUUGAGAGCCAACAUCAUCAUUUGCUGCACUGCCUGGAGAAGACGACGAAUCACGAGUUCGUGGACGAGCAGACGUUCCAGGCCAACUGCAUGGAGAUCUCAGUGGUGAACAAGGCGGGCUCGCGCACGUCCUCGCUGUCCUCGUCGCCGCACGGCCUCGGCUCCUGCUGCUCGCGGCGCCACCGGAAGAAGAGCAGCUUCAGCCUGCCGAGCGCCAACAACCAGGAGCUCAGCACCAUCCAGAUCCGAGAGCGGCCCGUGUCCAACAGCCGCUCCAGCCUGAACGCCAAACUGGACGAGACGGUGCCCUUGAAGUGCGACGAGGCUUACAUCUCCCCGUCCAUGGUCCGGCUGUCCGCCCCGGUGGCGACCUCGUCGGGCGACGCCUCCACCGCCACCACCACGUACUCGCAGAGCAACAUUGUCCGAGUAUCUGCCUUGUAGAUGUCGCACCUGCCUCGCCCGAUCAGCCCAAGCGGGUCUCGAGAAGCACCAGAUGCUGAGGAGAGGGACCACCGAGCAUCAACCUGCCAUAACCGAGAGGGAUUGUGAGCUUGACAAGCGGUCGGGGGACUUUUUUUAUUUUGAAGUUGUGAUUUCAUCUGAUGUCAAACUCUGCAUGGUGUUACAAAAGAAAACACACACACACACACCCACACACACACACCCACACACACACACACACACACACACACACACACACACACA
Molecule: messenger RNA, 2804 nt
Organism: Poeciliopsis prolifica (blackstripe livebearer)
Lineage: Eukaryota; Metazoa; Chordata; Actinopteri; Cyprinodontiformes; Poeciliidae
Product: potassium voltage-gated channel subfamily D member 2-like
Exons: 7
Coding region: 672-2540 (622 amino acids)
Biological process (GO): potassium ion transmembrane transport; protein homooligomerization
Cellular component (GO): voltage-gated potassium channel complex; membrane
Molecular function (GO): protein binding; A-type (transient outward) potassium channel activity
Source: RefSeq, a predicted model, not a curated record